Molecule: messenger RNA, 2046 nt
Organism: Xylaria bambusicola
Lineage: Eukaryota; Fungi; Ascomycota; Sordariomycetes; Xylariales; Xylariaceae
Exons: 1
Coding region: 582-1661 (359 amino acids)
Source: RefSeq, a predicted model, not a curated record
CGGGAUCGCGCCCGCGAUUCACCAACCUCUGAUAGGCUGUCCGGUAUAAGAGUUUGCCCCGGUGAUACCUAGAUGGUAUUUGAAUACCAACAGACGCUCACAAGUAUCAUGCAUUGAACAAUGCGGCUACCCCCACGCUGCCCAUCGGGUGCGUUGGGAGUAUCUCAGUGAUCUGCUCAUGACAACUGGUGACCCAAGAUGCUGCAACGCCACAACCCAAGUCGUACUUUAUCGAGGCCAAGAGCACGCAGCUGUGUCAGUCAAUAGUGUAAGAACUAUUCCAACCAACGCCGAGGGCGUGCAGAUGAAGCGGGGAUCCUCGGGAACGGCUACGCCAUGCAUCUGAUGGUUUCCAAUCCUUCGAAAUGCGUAACAAGGUGAGCUUAUCAACCUACCUACCUAGAUUCUACCCCUCAUCCACUGGUUCUGUCACAUGGCCUGCAUCUUCGCAGCAGUCUUGAACUCUAUAGGCGGCUCGAACCUAGGACGCUGAGGUAUAAGAUAAUGCUGCAAAGAAAUGCGCAGGUUCUGUUGCACUUUUACAAUCUGUCAGAUGGCCACAUCCUGAAAUCGCUCGCAAGAUGGCAAGUUCAUCCCAUGACUCGGGCGUCUACCUAGAGCCCUUUUUUGAUCGCUGCAAUUUACCGGCAACAGUGAAAGUAGACUGCGAUGCUUUCGCCAGCUCGCGUUAUUUAGGCCCUAUUCAGCCGGCACCUUUCCAGGGUUAUUGCUCGUAUACCUUGUUUGCAGACGAAGAGACUGUGGUGCAAUUCCGCCCAUCCGCAUACAAACUAGACAUUAAUAUGACGAAUACGGCCAGCGAUGUCUUCAAAACCCUGGCCCCAGAGACAGAGUAUCUUGGACAGCUCGCAGGGACUGAUCUGCAUGUGUUUUCUAUGAGGAGACUUCCGGGUAUAUCCCUUGCGGACUAUCGAGCAAUGUCAUGUAAGAGGUCGGCGCGGGAACAACUAGUGCGAGACUUCGCCCAGCUCCAAGUGCUAGCAUUGCGAAACGCAAGGCCAGCUGAGAGUCUGCAAGACGAAAAGCGUACAGUGGGAUCUAGCCUUACAUUACGUUUAGUGUCUAUGAGUGCCUCACUUCCCCAAGGUUUCCGUCAAACUGCCUCUUCCAUUCUCGGCGAAAUAUCUGGAAUCGAGGCCUUACCGUGGGUUUUUACUCAUGGCGACUUCUUAGCCGCAAAUAUAAUGGUGAAUGCAUGCUCUGGAGAGCUGACUGGCUUGUUAGAUUGGGCUGAAUCUGAAUGGUUACCAUUCGGGGUCGGAAUGUACGGGCUUGAGGAGCUUCUGGGCGAAGAUGACAAGAACGGUCGAUUCGUGUACUACCCAGAAGCUGGGCACCUCAGGAAAAUAUUCUGGAAUCAUCUCAUGCUGUUGAUUCCGGAUAAUGUUCGCGACUCCAAGACCGUUGCCCUUGUGAAAAAAGCACAGAUACUUGGUGUUCUCUUGUGGCACGGUAUCGCUUUCGACGACGGAAAGCUCAAUCGUGUCGUAGAAGAAGGGAAGGAUGACCGAGAGAUUCAAAGACUAAGCGUCUUCCUGUCAUGUAUGUCGAGUACGCGACAGUCUAAGCUACUGGAGAUCGGCUCAUCCGUGACCUCUCGGCUUCGUCUCAUCCGCCGCCAUCUUCUGAGGAAAGUGUAAAGGUAUUUAGUCCUGUCUACUCAGCUGAUAUGUGUGACUAAGGAGAAUGAGAAUUAGGUAUAAUGUAUUGAAAUCCAAAUCUUCAACGACCUACCUCUGUCGAAUCCUAUGGGCGAACUGGUACGCAUCGCCUGACAAUCGCCGACACCCCCUAACGACCCCUCUUCAUCAUCACUUAAUAUUCCAUAUUCUAUGAUCUCUCGUUUGCCAACACACGCCUUUAAUCUUAGUAUUAGCACACCUAUCGGGCUUCUAUGCGUCUGCGCCACCCUUGAUACGAGGCGCUUUUCUCAUGGUAUUUCAUGCAUAUUACUACCCUUCUUCAACCUCACAACCUGGAUCUUUCUACCCGCGGGAACUAUAAUGAAAUCAUGCAUACUUCUAC